This is a messenger RNA of Sinocyclocheilus rhinocerous, 4164 nucleotides long. It is a transcript of the gene znf185, whose product is annotated as zinc finger protein 185 with LIM domain. The record is from RefSeq and is a predicted model, not a curated record. Lineage: Eukaryota; Metazoa; Chordata; Actinopteri; Cypriniformes; Cyprinidae. The coding region runs from base 268 to 3819 and encodes 1183 amino acids. The transcript has 26 exons.
CAGGUACACACCUAUAGGUUUGGUUGGCCUGGCCUACCCGACUGGCUGAGCGGGUCUGUGCCCACACCCUUACCUGCUCGCUGGAGGAGAGAGCUGUCAGUGAACACCUCCCCUGAAUGUGUGUGUGUGUGUGUGUUUAUUGACUGAACUCACAGUCAGUCAGCCGAAAUCACCAGCACUGCUCAGUACAUCUGCCACCAUACUGCAGCUAAACGGACAUUAAUAAGGUGUCUUUUGAAGCAGUUUUUAGAACUUUUUGACUAAAGAAUGUCCAAAGAGGCGGACAGACAGUCGGUUUUGCGGACCGCAAAGGUCCGCACCGCUCUGAAAGGAGACAACAGCUGGAUACAGAGACGAGCGCUAGAAGAUCUUGAGAAUGAGGAGGAGGAGAAACCAUGGAUCGCUGAAGUGCGAGCAAACCGCUCAAAUGGUGUGCUUGAAGAAACAAGUACUGUUUCCUCACCCACGGCCAAUGCACCCCAGCCCAGCUCCGACACAGACAAACCAAAAACACCUGCACCUGGAUACUUAAUCAGGGGGGUAUUCACAAAAACCGAUUCCAAGCCAACAUCAGCUUCAUCCACCAAUGGAUAUGCCUUCAACAAAAAGCCAUCUGAGAGUUACAAGAAAAUAGCCCCCCACACAAUUCGGUCCAGCAGUGAAAAGACAGUGCAGUCUGAACCAACUCUGAGUCCGGACGAAAUGGAAAAGAGGACAGAGGCAGCCAGCAUUGUGCUGAAGGGAUCGGCAGCAAAUCGCCGUUCAUACGUAAUGUCAGCUGCAAAGAAAUACGAAUCUACAGAGAAGCCUGACAGCUCUGCUGAUAUGAGCACUUCUUCCUUUGUUGCCAAAAGGGUAGUUAUCAGUGAUGAUGAUGACACUACAGCAUCUGUUAAGUCUGUGCCUGUGCAAAGUGUUAAAUCAAACACUGAACCAGUGGUGAAGGAGGUCAAGCCAGCAGCACCUGAAACUAAAUCUGCACCUAAGCCUACACCUGAGACUAAACCUGCAUCUGAAACAAAAACGACAAUUGAACCUAAACCCACAAUAGACUCUAAACCAGCACCUGAAACUAAGCCAGUGACUGAAACUAAACCUACAACACAAACUAAAAUAUCAACCGAAUCUAACGCCACAUCAGAAUCUAAACCGGCGCUAGAAAACGCAACACAGCCUAAAACAGCAUCUGAGCCUAAACCAGCUUCACAACCUAAACCUGCACCUGAAACUAAAACAGUAACAGAACCUAAACCCACAUCAGAACCUAAACCAGUUGAAACUAAACCUGCAACAACUGAACCUAAACCAGCAAUUGAAACUAAAACAGCUGAAACUAAAACAGAAACUAAACCUACAACACAAACUACAACAACAACUGAUCCUAAACCCACACCAGAGCCUAAACCAGUUGAAACUAAACCUACAACAACAACUGAACCUAAGCCUGCAAUUGAAACUAAAACAGCAACUGAAACUAAACCAGUUGAAACUAAAACUUUCACACAAACUAUAACAGCAACCGAUCCUAAACCCACAUCAGAACCUAAACCAGUUGAAACUAAACCUACAACAACAACUGAACCUAAGCCUGCAAUUGAAACUAAAACAGCAACUGAAACUAAACCAGUUGAAACUAAAACUUUCACACAAACUAUAACAGCAACCGAUCCUAAACCCACAUCAGAGCCUAAACCAGUUGAAACUAAACCUACAACAACAACUGAACCUAAGCCUGCAAUUGAAACUAAAACAGCAACUGAAACUAAACCAGUUGAAACUAAAACUUUCACACAAACUAUAACAGCAACCGAUCCUAAACCCACAUCAGAGCCUAAACCAGUUGAAACUAAACCUACAACAACAACUGAACCUAAGCCUGCAAUUGAAACUAAAACAGCAACUGAAACUAAACCAGUUGAAACUAAAACUUUCACACAAACUAUAACAGCAACCGAUCCUAAACCCACAUCAGAACCUAAACCAGUUGAAACUAAACCUACAACAACAACUGAACCUAAACCAGCAACUGAAACUAAAACAGUUGAAACUAAAACUUUCACACAAACUAUAACAGCAACCGAUCCUAAACCCACAUCAGAACCUAAACCAGUUGAAACUAAACCUACAACAACAACUGAACCUAAACCAGCAACUGAAACUAAAACAGUUGAAACUAAAACUUUCACACAAACUAUAACAGCAACCGAUCCUAAACCCACAUCAGAACCUAAACCAGUUGAAACUAAACCUACAACAACAACUGAACCUAAACCAGCAACUGAAACUAAAACAGUUGAAACUAAAACUUUCACACAAACUAUAACAGCAACCGAUCCUAAACCCACAUCAGAACCUAAACCAGUUGAAACUAAACCUACAACAACAACUGAACCUAAACCAGCAACUGAAACUAAAACAGUUGAAACUAAAACUUUCACACAAACUAUAACAGCAACCGAUCCUAAACCCACAUCAGAACCUAAACCAGUUGAAACUAAACCUACAACAACAACUGAACCUAAACCAGCAACUGAAACUAAAACAGUUGAAACUAAAACUUUCACACAAACUAUAACAGCAACCGAUCCUAAACCCACAUCAGAACCUAAACCAGUUGAAACUAAACCUACAACAACAACUGAACCUAAACCAGCAACUGAAACUAAAACAGUUGAAACUAAAACUUUCACACAAACUAUAACAGCAACCGACCCUAAACCCACACCAGAACCUAAACCAGUUGAAACUAAACCAGCAACUGAAACUAAAACAGAAACUAAACCUACCACACAAACUACAACAGCAACUGAUCCUAAACCCACACCAGAACCUAAACCAGUUGAAACUAAACCAGCAACUGAAACUAAAACAGAAACUAAACCUACCACACAAACUACAACAGCAACUGAUCCUAAACCCACAUCAGAACCUAAACCAGUUGAAACUAAGACAGAACCUGAAGCUAAAUCUGCAACUCAGCCCAAACCAGCACCUGAAUCCAAGCCUGAACCAGUUCCAAAGAAAAGCCUGUCUGACACCCUGAUAUCCUUCAGCACAGAGCCUACCAGUUCUGGCCAGGAUCCGGGAGUAGAUCUUCUCAGUCAGGAUCUGCUCACAGACAGCAGUCCUCUGCCUCAGACCAAGAAGACGCAUAAAACUCUGGACCUGCUCGCAGAGGAUCUCAUUCCCUUCAGCACUUCUACCACCAGCUUAGAUGAUGAAUUUGAUCCAAUAGCAGCAUCGAGUGAGCCCACAAAGAGCCCUCACUGGUACGGUCCUCCUAAACCAGACUCAAGGUCCACGGAUACAUUCAGUCAUUUUCAGCAUCCUGUGGAUUUGGUUGCUGAUAUGCCACCAGAUGUUCUGGUUUCCUUGGCUGAAGAUGUCAUUCCAGUUGAUCCUAAACGUGACUGGGAGACAAAAAUGGAAAGUUACAAAACCAGCAUCAAAACAGUGGAGAGUUCUGUCCAGGAGAAGUUACCAGAAUCGGACUCCAAGAAGGGCUUCGUCUAUGUUAAGGAAUAUGUGGAUAACUCACGUCUUGAUGGCAGCAGCUCUGACUAUGUGUCAUCAACAACCUCUAACUACAACUACAGCAGCCCCAGCUACUACUCCAGAAGAGAGACGACUCCCUGUACAUACUGUGGAGAAAUGGUGGGAAAUGACGCCAAAAUCACCAUUGAGCACCUGAACAUAUCCUGUCACCCAUCCUGCUUUAAGUGUGGUAUUUGCAGUAAACCAAUGGGAGAUUUACUCUACAACAUGUUUCUCCACCGUGGGACGGUCCAUUGUGAGAGCUGCUAUUCCAAUGUGCUGUAAGGAGAUCUGCUUACACCUCCUGAAAUAUCCCUCAACAGUAUGGCCAACUUGAAUGAAUAGGAAUUAGACUCGUUACUGACACGAAACACAUUCCUCUUUAUUUUGAAUAAAAUUGUGCAUAAAAAGGUUUUCUUGUGCCAGGAAUGCUUGUUGCAGGGCAUCUAGGAUUUUGUUUUUCACAUUCUGCCGCGUUAAAUGUUUAGUCAAGACGAUAAGAAUUUAUAUCGGUGUUUUAUUUAAUCAUCGGAAACCAUUUUAAAGAAAUUAUUUUACUGUUUCAGUAGCAUUGUUCUGAAAAUAUGUAUCCUGCAUAUUCACAAUUAAAGACAAAUUCUCAUCAAUAAA